Notolabrus celidotus (New Zealand spotty) is the source of this 6097-nucleotide messenger RNA. It is a transcript of the gene oplah, whose product is annotated as 5-oxoprolinase, ATP-hydrolysing. NCBI's taxonomy places the organism in Eukaryota, Metazoa, Chordata, Actinopteri, Labriformes, Labridae. Gene Ontology annotation, cellular component: cytosol. Gene Ontology annotation, biological process: glutathione metabolic process. The transcript is spliced from 28 exons. The record is from RefSeq and is a predicted model, not a curated record. Gene Ontology annotation, molecular function: 5-oxoprolinase (ATP-hydrolyzing) activity. Bases 149 to 4072 code for a protein of 1307 amino acids.
UAUAGAAAUAGGUCUGACUUCUUCGAUGUGUAUCAUGACGGUAGAAGGAAGAUAGGUGAAGGGAGGACUACCUGAAAGCUACCGGAUGAUUACAGGAUCAACAAUCACAGCUAGUUAAAGUCUCAGAAGCAGCUCCUCUUUGAUCACUAUGGCUGAGACUACGGGGAAAUUCGACUUUGCCAUCGACCGGGGUGGCACCUUCACCGAUGUGUUCGCCCGGCUGCCUGAUGGUCGAGAGAGAGUCCUGAAGCUGCUGUCCCGGGAUCCCCAGAAUUACAGAGAUGCUCCCACUGAGGGGAUCCGCAGAGUCCUGGAGGAGGAAACCGGGCGCGUCUUCCCUCGUGACCAGCCUGUUGACACCUCUCUGAUUGGCUGGAUCCGAAUGGGCACGACCGUGGCGACCAACGCUCUGCUGGAGAGGGAGGGAGAGAAGACCGCCCUGCUGGUCACAAAGGGCUUUAAGGACUUGCUGCACAUUGGCACGCAGGCCAGGCCAAAGCUGUUUGACUUGGAGGUGGCAGUUCCUGAAGUGCUCUACGAAGAGGUGGUAGAGGUGGAUGAGCGAGUUGUGCUGAAGCAAGAUGGCUGCCAGCUGCCGAGGAGAGAUCCCAGACGUAUUGUCACAGGCAGUACCGGAGACUCUCUGGAGGUGUGGAAGGAGCUCGAUCUGGAGAAAGUGGAAAAGGACCUGAGAGGAGUUCUGUCUCGGGGGAUCAGCGGCCUGGCUGUGCUCCUGCUGCACUCUUACACAUGGUCUGAUCAUGAGAAGGCUGUAGGCACUCUGGCGCGUCGUCUGGGCUUCACCCAGGUGUCUUUGUCCAGUGAGGUCAUGCCUAUGGUGCGAGCGGUGCCUCGGGGAUACACCGUCUGUGCAGACGCCUACCUCACACCCAAAAUCCAUCAGUAUUUGAAAGGCUUCACUUCUGGCUUCAAGGGUGGCUUAAAGGAUGUGGACGUGCUCUUCAUGCAGUCAGACGGCGGUCUGACUCCCAUGGAGCAGUUCUGCGGCUCUCGGGCUGUUCUGUCCGGCCCAGCGGGAGGUGUUGUGGGAUACGCCAUCACGUCUUACAGCCAGCUUGAGGAAAAGCCUGUGAUUGGCUUCGACAUGGGCGGAACAUCCACUGAUGUGAGUCGCUACGCAGGCCAGUAUGAACACGUGUUUGAGGCUACCACAGCUGGAGUCACCCUGCAGGCGCCUCAGCUGGACAUCAACACUGUGGCUGCAGGUGGAGGAUCACGACUCUUCUUCAGAUCGGGGAUGUUUGUGGUUGGACCUGAGUCUGCAGGUGCACAUCCAGGACCAUCCUGCUACAGGAAAGGUGGUCCUCUGACUGUAACGGAUGCUAACUUAGCCCUGGGUCGCCUCCUCCCCUCCUUCUUCCCAAAGAUCUUCGGACCCGGGGAGAACGAGCCUCUGUCUUCAGAAGAAACCAUGAAGCACUUCCAUCGUCUGACCCAGGAGAUCAACCUCUUCUUGUCUUCGAAUCAGUCACAGCAGGUUAGCACCAACGGGGCUAACCACUCCCACAAACAAACAUCAGAGAUGAGCGUGGAGGAGGUCGCGAUGGGAUUCAUACGUGUUGCUAAUGAGGCCAUGUGUCGGCCAAUCAGAGCUCUCACACAGGCUAAAGGCCAUGACACAUCUAAGCAUGUGUUGGCGUGUUUCGGGGGGGCAGGUGGCCAACAUGCCUGUGCUAUAGCUCGAGCCCUGGGCAUGAAGACCGUCUUCAUCCAUAAAUACAGCGGCGUGUUGUCCGCCUAUGGUCUGGCUCUAGCUGACGUGGUGGAGGAGAUGCAGGAGCCCUGUUCACUGCAGUACGAGCAGAACUCUUUCAAGGAGCUGGAUCAGAGGGUGGAGCGACUCUCAAAGCGCUGCCAUGACACCCUGUGUGCACGUGGAUUCACCAGCGAUCAGAUCAGCACUGAGGUGUUCCUCCACCUGCGUUACAAGGGCACCGACUGCGCUCUCAUGGUGACUGCUGCCGGUCAUCCUCGCAACCCCCAGUCCUGCCUGGCUGGGGAUUUCCGCAGCGCCUUCACUAAGCGUUACCUGAAGGAGUUUGGUUUCACUAUCCCAGACAGACCCAUCAUGGUUGAUGACAUCAGAGUGAGGGGUUGUGGGAAAUCUGGUAUCAAAUCUGUGUAUAAAACUAAGAUGGGACACGGACAGGCCAAACCAGUGACGAAGACCAAGUGUUACUUUGAGGAGGGUUACCUGGACACCAGUGUUUAUCUGUGGGAGGAGCUGCCCUGCGGUCACAGCAUCCAGGGACCGGCUAUUAUCAUUGACAAGAACAGUACCAUCCUGGUGGAGCCGUGUUGUGAGGCUCGUCUGACAGAGGGGGGCGAUGUUUGCAUGACUGUGGGCUCCGACCCUCACUGCAUCCUCGGCACUGAGCUCAACACCGUACAGCUCUCCAUCUUCUCGCAUCGCUUCAUGAGCAUCGCAGAACAGAUGGGUCGAGUUCUCCAAAGAACCUCCAUCUCCACCAACAUCAAGGAGCGUCUAGACUUCUCCUGUGCUGUUUUUGGACCAGACGGUGGAUUAGUGUCCAAUGCGCCCCACAUUCCUGUACACCUGGGGGCCAUGCAGGAGACCGUUCAGUACCAGAUCAAAUCCAUGGGCACCAAGUUGAAAGAAGGUGAUGUGAUCCUGAGUAACCAUCCGUCUGCUGGAGGCAGCCACCUCCCCGACCUCACAGUCAUCACACCGGUGUUCAGGAAAGGUGUGAGCGGGCCGGUGUUCUUUGUAGCCAGCAGGGGGCACCAUGCCGACAUCGGAGGCAUUACUCCAGGAUCCAUGCCCCCACACUCCACCUCCCUGCAGCAAGAGGGAGCCGUCUUCACUUCCUUUAAACUCGUCACCGGUGGCGUCUUCCAGGAGGAAGCUGUAACUGAAGCUCUGAUGGCUCCGGCCCAGUACCCAGACUGCUCUGGAACUCGUAAUCUCCAUGACAACCUGUCAGACCUGCGGGCUCAGGUGGCGGCCAAUCAGAGAGGCAGCCAGCUGGUGGGGGAGUUGAUUGACAGCUACGGGUUAGCUGUGGUCCAGGCCUACAUGGGGUACAUUCAGAGUAAUGCAGAGCUAGCAGUGAGAGACAUGCUGAGAGACUUUGCAUGCCGUCGAAGGCAGCAGACUGGCUCCUUAGAGGUGGAGUCUGAGGAUUUCAUGGAUGAUGGGACGCCAAUCAGACUGUGUGUUCAGAUUAAUGAGGACAAGGGCAGCGCAGUGUUUGACUUCACAGGGACGGGAACAGAGGUGUGGGGUAACUGCAACGCUCCACGUGCCAUCACCCUCUCUGCCCUCAUCUACUGCCUGCGCUGCAUGGUCGGACAGGACAUCCCCCUCAACCAGGGCUGCCUCGCACCGAUCAAAGUCAUCGUCCCUCCUGGCUCCAUCCUUCAGCCUUCCCAGAAUGCAGCUGUGGUUGGAGGAAAUGUGCUCACAUCCCAGAGGGUGGUUGAUGUCAUCUUCAGGGCGUUCGAGGUGUGCGCCGCUUCACAGGGUUGCAUGAACAACAUUUCAUUCGGCAGCGAGAAGGUCGGCUACUACGAGACAGUUGCUGGUGGAGCAGGGGCGGGGCCAGGCUGGAAGGGACGGAGUGGAGUUCACAGUCACAUGACCAACACCCGAAUCACUGACCCUGAGAUUCUGGAGAAAAGAUAUCCAGUUAUUUUGGAUCACUUCUCUCUGCGGCCCGGCUCAGGGGGAGCAGGAAGAUACCAUGGUGGAGACGGUGUGAUACGGAAACUUCUCUUCAGGAGCAAAGUGGUGUUGUCUGUUCUGACAGAGAGGCGCUCCACCCGCCCAUACGGCCUCAAGGGAGGUGAGGACGGAGCAGCAGGGAUGAAUCUGCUGCACAGAGCAGACGGUCGAGUCCUCAACCUGGGAGCCAAAACCAGUGUCAGUCUGCAGCCUGGGGACAUGUUUUGCCUCUACACCCCUGGAGGAGGAGGAUAUGGAGGAGAGGACGACACAAGGAGACCUCAAAACAAGCGUAGGCGCUUGAAUGAGACCUUCCCUGAGAGAGGCAGUGUUUUUGAAUACAGAAUGGCACAAGAGGGAGUGUGAGAGGAAACUGGAGAGGGAGAGGGAAAGAGAGAAGUCAGAGGAGGAGAAGAACAUUGGAAGGGAGAUCACAGGAGUUAAAGCACAUAGAGAGAAAAGGUACUUUGGUACCACUGAAUGUUUCCAGCUUGUCAGAGUUUCAAUGUGAGAAAUAAAAAGACAAAUCCUAGAGUUAGAUUGCAAACACAUUAAAAGCUUCGAUGUAGGCAACAACAGAAAUGUGACGUGAUUAAUGAGAAACUUUUAAAAAGUAAAACCAAAUGAUAGAUAACUAAUAGCGGAUUAGUUAGAGUUAUGAGGGACAAAUAGAAUGUGUUGCUCAUAUAAGUUGGACACUCCGCAUGCAGGGGCGUAUCCACAGGGUAGUCCAGGGAUGGGAACCCCCUCCCCCCUUCUAAAUCUGAUUUCUCAUCCCAGUUGCUACCCAAAAAUCCUCAGCUAUGAUUGGCUGUUUUCCUUGUAAGAGUUAAGAUUGAUGUUAAAACUGACUGUUGGGGCAGUAUUGCAGCAGGCUGCGAGAAGCUGUCUUUGCAUUUAAUGACCUAAAAACAUUUUGAUUCUGUAACAGUGACUUAACAAAAGCCAUGACACCUUUGGAUGUAUUGCAUCAGUAAUGGUGUAAUGUUGGUGUCCAAGUGUGCUCUUUGAUAUUAUGCUACAGUGUCAUGGAAGUAUUAGAGGAACAAAGUGUAAACACACACACAUGCACACACAGCACUGUUAUACACUGCCACCACCUCGCUCCGUUAGUGCCUCUAAAGGAGGAUCUGGUGGAACAGCUCCGCUCCUCCAUGUUUUCUCUGUGUUAAACCUGGUUUAUACUUCUGCGUUGACUCCAUAGCUACGCUGUUGUACCAGAUAAAUAUUAAGCAGCAGUUGAUCAUGCUGCAGUUAUUGGAAAGAAGAAAAGAAAGGAGACAUGGGCGAUAUAAUGUAUGACCAGCAAUGUACAGCGAUUCUGGAAAUAUGUUGCUAUCCAGCGGACAAACCACGGGGCUCACAGUCCGUCAUUUCGACGCAUCGUCACACUUUUGGGGAGGUGCAUGUAUCUGUCUGUCCAGACCCAACUCGGUCGAGGCAUAAUGGCUGUCUAACACGAGUCUGGUUCUGCUCGAGGUUUCUGUCUGUUAAAAGGAAGUUUUUCCUCGCCACUAUAACUAGCUAAACACUGCGAUGUGCAAUGCUCAUGAUGGAUUAAAAUGGGGUCAGACUGAGUCUUACCCUGUCUUGGUGUUGGGUCUCUGUUCAUAAUUUGACAUAGAGUGGUCUAGACCUCCUAUGUUUGUAAAAGCAUCUUUAGAUAACGUUUGUUUUGAUUUGGCCCAAUACAAAUAAAGGUUGAUUGAUGAUUAAUUGAUGUAAGAUUACGUGCACAGGCAUACAUACAGCAUAUGGCAUAGAGUUGCUGUAGAAGUAUAAACCUGUCUUUGCACAUUGCAGAUUAGGCAAAACAGGAGCGUAAAUACCCAGCCUAGAAGUGGCAGCUAUCGUGGCACAUUCCUUUUGUCAGUACUUGAAACUGUUUCUCUGGACAGGCGUCUUCUAUUUGCAUCUUUGCUUUUUCAAAGUUUACAAAUUAAACACAAGAAAAUAACUUCAGUCUGAUUUUAACUCUAUUAAUAUACUACAUGUCACUAUGCAUAGACCAUGGCCCCAGUGGGUCCCCCCAGUCAAAGAGGUCUGGACACGCCCUUGUCCACAUGAGAGCAGGAAUGAGUUUGACUCUAAUAUCUUUUUAACUUACUGAUUUAAAAAUCACUAACACUGAGCAGAUUAGUAAACCCCAUUUUCAAAACACUUAACCCUGUGUUUAUCUGAUUCUGUGUUGACUCCAGAUUUGCUGUUUGGUAAAAGAUAACCUUUAUUUUUGUGUAUCGAAAUGUUCUUCAGUUGAUGAAAACUGAACUGUGAUAGCUAAAGGUUGUUCCAGUUUUAAAAAAAUCAUAUGGCUGUUUUCCUCUCUAACACCCAAAACAUGGAGUUUUAUUCUUCUGUUUUUUAGCACAAAAAUAAACCCAAUUUAUACCA